UUAACCCACCACCACCCUCCUCUCCCGCCCCAAACCCUAACCCUGCCCAGAAAUGUUCACACCCACGAACCUCCAUAACCAACCCACACCAAACCCUCAAAACCCCAUCCUCUGAACCCCACCAUGCAUCCAAACCCCCACCCAUACAAUCUCCAAACCCUAGGCGACUUUCACAAACCAUGUCCAACCGCGAAUCGUGGACCAUCGACCCCGAAAUCGACGGCAUCGACCUCGACCCAUCCGACUUCGGCUCCUCGGCUCCCUUGAAAAAGGUCCCCUACGGCGACGUCUUCGAGGCCUCGCGCGCCGGCGACGUGGGCCGCCUCCGGUACCUCCUCGACGCCGGCGUCAACGUCAACGCGCGGGACCAGUGGGACUCGGUGGCGUUGUAUUACGCGUGUCUGGCCGGGCAUUUGGAUGUGGCCAGGAUGUUGCUGGAGAGUGGUGCGAUUUGCUUCGAGCAUACGUUUGAUGGGGACAGGUGUCACUACGCGGCGUUGAAUUUGAAGGUGCGGAAGCUGUUGAAGGCGUUCGAGGCUCGGCCGCCGCCGUUGGGGCCGUUGCAGGCGGCGUUGAGGGAGACGUUCUUGGGGUGCUGGGGUAAUAGGAGUUAUCUUGAGCAGUCUGAUAAUCAACCUGAAAGAACAGGUAAUACAUCCAAUGGUGGAUCCAGCACUAGCCUCUUUCCUCCAGAUGUUGUAUUUUUUGUGCAAGGAAGGCCUAUUGAAGCUCAUAGGGUCAUCUUGAGCGCUCGGUCACCCUUCUUUGAGGCAAAGUUUAAGGCCGACUGGAAUGAUCGCAAGGAAGUAAGAUUCUCAAGGGAAAAGUUGUCUUAUCCUGCCUUAUACAGCCUCAUCCACUUCUUUUAUUCUGACAGGCUGGAUAUUGCAGUAGACGACAUGGAAGAUCUUGUGAGAAUUUGCAAAGUUUGCAAGUGCGAAUCGUUACAAAGGAUCGUUGAGAAAGAACUAAUUCACCAAAAGUACGCAGAGUACAAAUCACUCAGAGAUGUAGACGACUCCCAGAAACGAUUUAUACUUCAGGGCCUGUCCCUUCCUGAGGAUGACCGUCUUCCUGCUGCUUUGCAUAGGGUGCUUGAACUCUCCCUUGCCAAUUCAACCAGAGAACAGAUCCCUGGCAGCGGUGUUGAUGAUCUUGUAUCCAGUUUUGGUGCGAUUCAGGUGAGUAAGUUUGAGAAUGAUCUAGCAGAUGUUUGUGUAAAGGUUGAUAAAAAGAUAUUCCGCUGCCACCAAGUGGUCUUAGCAUCCAGAUCAGAGUACUUCAAAGCAAGAUUGUCCCGCAUGGAGGAUUUUCUUGAAGGAAAAGAUGGUUUACCUGAUUAUACUCUUCCCUGUCUUGAAGAACGUGAUUUGAGCAUGGAGGCAUUUGAGAAAAUGAUUGAGUACAUGUACACUGAUGGUUUGAAGGACGUAGAUCCGGAUCAGGCAGAAGAGAUAUUUGAUGCAGCUUCAAGAUAUUUGUUAUUUCCUCUAAAGCGUGCUGUUGCUGAUGUCCUGCUUCUGCAACUUGAAAUGAUUCCUCCAGCAGAAUUGUGCCAUUGGCUGAUCCUGUCAGACAUGUACGGCGUUGUGAAGAUUCGGGAGUACUGUCUAGACAUAAUAGCUUGCAACUUUGAGACGUUUGCUGAAACUCCAGAAUUCAGGGCAAUGCUUUUGACCCUUCCGCCCCCAUCAGGAGACUCAUCCCUUCGCACCACGGCACCAAGUGCACCAGGAGCCGGGGUGAAUACAGACCAAGGUAACCUCCUUGAUGAUCUCAGAGAGAAAUGGCUGGAGGCUGAAGCUGCGGAGCUUGACAAGAGAGAUGAGAGUGCACUGUUGUUUGAUAAGCGACUUGAGAUGCUUAUGCUCGUUGCAGAGCAAGAGAAGUCUGAUGAUCUUUGCAGAGCAAGAGAAGUCCGAUGAUCUUUCAGAUACAGAAAAUGUUUCCUCCCUCUCUGUUCUUACACCGACGUGAAAGAAAAGGAAAAGAAAAUUGUAGACGACAUUCAUUUUUGAAAUAUAGGAACAACAAUUAGUAACUUCUAGUUUGUUGUAAUUCAAAAAUUGCCACUGCAAAAUGAAUAAAAUUAGAGAUGGCAUUUGGGGCAAA
This is a messenger RNA of Rhododendron vialii, 2112 nucleotides long. RefSeq names its product BTB/POZ domain-containing protein At2g04740. Bases 180 to 1925 code for a protein of 581 amino acids. The transcript is spliced from 5 exons. The record is from RefSeq and is a predicted model, not a curated record. Gene Ontology annotation, cellular component: ubiquitin ligase complex; cytoplasm. Gene Ontology annotation, molecular function: protein binding. NCBI's taxonomy places the organism in Eukaryota, Viridiplantae, Streptophyta, Magnoliopsida, Ericales, Ericaceae.